Messenger RNA from Salvia hispanica, 2129 nucleotides. Its product is annotated as E3 ubiquitin-protein ligase MBR2-like. The record is from RefSeq and is a predicted model, not a curated record. NCBI's taxonomy places the organism in Eukaryota, Viridiplantae, Streptophyta, Magnoliopsida, Lamiales, Lamiaceae. Gene Ontology annotation, molecular function: ubiquitin protein ligase activity.
AGUGUUUGGGACCAGGGCGAAUCCAGCUCCAGUUCAAACAAUAUGCCAGGGUCCUUUCCACCAUCAAAUGCCACAGGUUACAGAAAUUUGGUUACUGGCAGACCCCCAGCCAUGCAAAAUCUCAGCUCGAACAAUGCUUCCAUGAACUUAAAUUUGAAUGAUGGCCAACCGUGGAAUCAUGAUUGCCAUCGAGGUUCUGGAGCAGUUGCACCUCAGAAUCUGUAUAAAUCUGGUCAUUCGGCGGUGGAACAGAAUUCAACCUUUUAUGCUUCUUCAAGUAACAUAGGAACCUUUUCUGGUCGUUCGAGUAAUUCAUCAGAAAAUUACGAUUCAGCAGGUCCAUCUUUUGGUUCCUGGGGUUCAUCUUGUAAGAGAAAGGCUCUUGAGGGCACCUCUGGACAAUUUUACCCUGGUGGAAGUUCGAGCUCGAAUCAGCCAAUGGGAAAGAACAUAAUGCAGCAUCCAGCUCAUGGUAGUUACAAUACUUCAGGAAGCUUGAGUAUAUCUUCUGGUCCGGUGAACUUGUCUUCAACGAAUCUCGUGGAGCAACUAAAUCCAAGUAUUGGGGUUGGUGUGAAUAGAGUGGCUCCCAGCCCUUUUCCCUCUUCAAGUGUUCCAGGAGUGCCAGAAAGCUCGGCUAGACAUUUUGCAGUAAGAUCGAAUCAUGGACGCCAUGAGCCUACUCCGUUCAAUACACCUAGAAGUUCAUCUAUGAGGAGCUCUGGUGUUUACGCUUCCCCUUUUUCAAGACCUAUUGCAAACACCGAUUCUGCAGAAUUGAGGUCAUCUAUCACACCACCAAUGAACCAACAAAAUUCUCUGACUCGGCCUCAUUUGAUGCCUGUAAAUGAGGCAAGAGGAACACACUCAUACCCUUGGAAUGGUUCUUUGAGGUCACGAGGCAGUAGUUCAUCAAGUUCUUUUACAGUCUAUGGAGAAAGUGGUCAUGGAGCACCCGAGGAAAUUAACGUUAGAAGUUCUCGUAGAAAUAAUCUCGAGUACCCCAUGACCGUUUCUGCACCAGAGACAAGAAAUGUCAUGCCGGAUCAAAUCGAUUGGAGUUUUGCUCCUGGAACUUCUGCAUCUUCUAGGAAUCAUCCUACUGGUUCAAGUAUUGGUCCCAGUUCUGGAGGCAGGACCUAUUCUGGUGCAUGGUUGCCUCAUCAAAACCCGGCAUUACAAAAUCAUGAAAGGUUAUCGGAAUCUCUUCCUUGGAUUCCUUCCCAUCGAGUUGAGCCUGAAUCCGGGACUCUUAGAAGGAAUUUUUCAGUUUUGCCUUCAACGGACGAGGCAGCUAAUACUAGUCGACAUCAUUUAGAUCAAAGGUCAGCAGCACUGUUGAUGGAUAUACCAGGCGAUGAUAUUACUGGUCGGCGUUCUUUGGCUGCUGUUGAGGGCAGACAUAGACUGAUACGUCAGCUCUUGAAUGCCAUGCGGAGGGGUGUACACUUACAAGCUGAGGAUUAUAUGCUCAUCGAUCCUUUUAUGAAUGAAUUUGCUGAGUUGCACGACAGACACAGAGAUAUGAGGCUUGAUGUCGAUGAUAUGUCCUAUGAGGAAUUAUUGGCUUUGGAGGAGCGAAUUGGGAACGUGAGCACCGGGCUCAGUGAAGAACAAAUCAGGGGCUCCAUGGAACAGCGAAGGUAUGAAGCAGCUGGAAGCACACUGCCAAGCAUGGAGCCGUGCUGUGUAUGCCAGGAGGAUUACAUAACUGGAGAAGACAUCGGAAUAUUGAACUGUGGGCACGAGUUUCAUACAGGCUGCAUCAAGCAGUGGCUUGUGCUGAAGAACAUUUGCCCCAUAUGUAAAACGACGGCCUUGGAAACUUGAAGGCGAAACGGUGCUCUCCCCUUAAAAUAAUGUCCCUAUUUUUCACCCUUAUCCCAUUGAAGGGUGUGUUUUCCUUUUCUUUUUACAGCUAUGGUUGAAACUGGUCCGUGCUCUCCUCACCGGCUUGGUGGACUCGAGAAAGGAGAGAUCCACAUGGAGUGAGUUGUGAGAAGUGUGCACCAUGAUACUCUUUUAGGAUUGAAGUUGAUAAUCUAUGAACAAUUUUGUAUUCUUCAAACAUGAAAACUUUGAGCCUAUGAACUAAAUAUUAAUGCUAUAGACUGACAUACAUUAUUGGA